CUAUAUAAACAUCUCAUGUCCAUGUGUCUUAAUAUUCUUAUCAAACACCACACAACACCAGAACUCUCAGCAAUGGCUUCCUCUUCUCUGUUAAUCCUAGCCGCUGCUUGUUUCGUCUCGCUAAUCUCACCGGCGAUUUCACAACAGACUUGCUCUACGCAGAACCUAAACUCCGCUGGUCCGUACGAUAGUUGCCUGGACCUUCCCGUACUCAAUUCCUACCUCCAUUACACAUACGAUUCCUCAAACUCGUCUCUCUCGGUUGCUUUCGUCGCCACUCCAUCUCAAACCAACAAUGGCUGGGUCGCUUGGGCUAUCAAUCCUACGGGGACUAAGAUGGCCGGUUCUCAGGCCUUCCUCGCUUACAGAUCUAACGGCGGUGCUGCUCCCGUCGUCAAGACGUACAACAUAAGCGGCUACAGUCUCGACGAAACCGCUACGAGACUUUCUUUCGAGUUCUGGAAUCUACGCGCCGAGUCGUUGAGCGGCGGCAGGAUCGCGAUUUUCACCACGGUUAAGGUCCCGGCGGGAGCCGAUAGUGUGAAUCAGGUGUGGCAGAUCGGCGGGAAUGUGACCAGCGGUCGUCCCGGAAUACAUCCGUUCACUCCUGCUAAUUUGGGCGCCCACCGCGUCCUGAGAUUUACCGCCGACGCACCGGGCUCUGCUCCGACGCCGACCACCGGUGGCUCCACUACCCCAGGGCAAGCGGCGGGAGGUCCAGGGAACGCGGGGUCUUUGACGACCAACGUAAAUUUUGGGGUCAAUUUGGUAAUUUUGGUUUUGUUGGGUUCUAUUUUUAUUUUCUGAAUGUAAUCUCUCUCUCUCAUCUCUCUUCACUUCUUGAGUCUCUCUCUCUAUUUCUUUUUUUUUGUUCGAACAAUAAUAAUGGAGCCCCAUACUUUUUACUGUUUUAGUCUUAGGGCCAUUUACUUCGUUUCACCACAUUAUUUAGAGUUAUUGGAUUGUAUUUGUAUGGACCAUUACUAUCAUGAGCUCAUCUUAUCUGCUUAAAAUAUCUGUGUGCCAUCCACUGUGUACUAUUUUCAUUAAUCAUAGAGAUAUUUUCUUAA
Messenger RNA from Arabidopsis lyrata subsp. lyrata, 1070 nucleotides. RefSeq names its product auxin-induced in root cultures protein 12. NCBI's taxonomy places the organism in Eukaryota, Viridiplantae, Streptophyta, Magnoliopsida, Brassicales, Brassicaceae. The record is from RefSeq and is a predicted model, not a curated record.